Messenger RNA from Rotaria socialis, 375 nucleotides. The record is from the annotation of a GenBank genome assembly. NCBI's taxonomy places the organism in Eukaryota, Metazoa, Rotifera, Eurotatoria, Philodinida, Philodinidae.
AUGACACUGCUAAUGAUUAUAUUUGGUUUGUUAACUAUUGCAAAUGUACAUCAAUGUCAGCAUCGUAUUAAAACAUUAACGGUACAUACUAUUAAAUUUACUAUGAAUAAAUCUUCGGGACCAGCUAAUGGUAAUACAGCGAAGAAACAGAAACAGAAACAGAAACAAAAAACAGGUCACAGUCUUCUGCAGAUGCUUCUUUUUCAAGUUUUGUUGUUAAUAACGACUGUUACUCUUCCAUUAUCUAUUCAAAAGUUUCAUGCGUCAUUUUCAGCAACAAACAAAUCUCCUAGCGACCUAGCCAUUGAAGCUUUUUCAUACAAUCGAACUGUUUUAAUUUAUUUUAUAUCCAAUGGUAUGCCUUUCUAUAUAUAG